AUGCUUAAUGAACAUGUAUCUCAACUAAACCAAAAAACAAAAGAAAAAGGAAGAGAAAUCGAUGAACUAAAAAGACAGUUAAUAGAGAGAGAUAGAGAAUACAAAAAGGAGAUGAACCAGUUAAGGGAAAAUAUUCAACAAAUCAACAUUACAGGAAGAAGAAAUAAAUCGGUAAACUUCGAUGAUGAAGAAAUAGAUAAUCGAUAUAAUAAUAAAAAUUAUAACUAUAAUGAAGAUAGGAGCAGAAGUUAUAAUAGAGAAACAAAUUAUCGAGGACGACAACGUGAAUACAAAGAUAAAAGUCCAUACCCAGGAAGAUUUAAUGACAGAAGUAGAGAAUCUAGCACAAAUAGACAAUAUGGUAGAGACAGAUCACAGUCCAGAGAGAGACAAUAUUACAACAAAAUACAAAACGAGACUAAUACAUAUCAAGAUUACGAAAGAAAUCCAAGCCAUAGAUAUGAUUCAAACAAUUACGAAUAUAGAGAUAACUCGCGUAAUAGAGAAGCUAACUCAAAUACAGUCAACGGUAGAGGCUAUAGAACA
This is a messenger RNA of Macrosiphum euphorbiae (potato aphid), 546 nucleotides long. Lineage: Eukaryota; Metazoa; Arthropoda; Insecta; Hemiptera; Aphididae. The record is from the annotation of a GenBank genome assembly.